This is a messenger RNA of Penicillium verrucosum, 240 nucleotides long. RefSeq lists its product as uncharacterized. NCBI's taxonomy places the organism in Eukaryota, Fungi, Ascomycota, Eurotiomycetes, Eurotiales, Aspergillaceae. The record is from RefSeq and is a predicted model, not a curated record. The transcript has a single exon. The coding region runs from base 1 to 240 and encodes 79 amino acids.
AUGCAUCUCAAAACCCCUUUCGCCCUUGGACUGGCCAUGCCAGCGUCUGCUCUGUGGUCCGUCACUUAUUAUACUACACCCCAUUGUUCAGGCGCGGGAAAAGAGGUUGGAGGCUUCGAAAGAUGCCAGACUCUGGAUAGCGGCACGGAAUCGGUCAAGAUCUUUACCGACAGUGGCAACAACAUUACCUUGGGCACGGAUGGCUGCAACCACCCUUACGGGGAUGUGUCAAAAAUAUAA